UCUGUCCACUAACUUCCCCGCGUGCUGCUUCGGAACUUUGCCGCGUCCUCGUCAUUCAUCCACGGAGCGGCGCGUGGCCGCGUGGAGACAGAUCACCGCUGCCGGCAGAGAACCUGCUCCUUUGUCUUCUUGUCUGUCUACAGGAGCUUUCAGCGACCUCAGUCCUAACAUGUGAAGUGCUCUUCUAUUGCUGCAACACUUCACUGUCAGUCCCACUGGCUGGAAAAGAAGAGUCAUUUUAUCAGGAUAAAACUCUUUACUGUUGCCAACAGAACAUGGUGAUUCUGGUGUUGCUCGACCAGCUCUGGGCUCUUUGAAGAUCUCUGUGAUAUUACCGUUCCCUGCUGUCGCUGGAACAUGCUCGAUAUUUGGAUGAGCUCGUUACAAAUCUUUUUCAAAAGAACACAUGAAACUCUUUCGAAUCAAUUUUGAAGGAUUAUCCUGUGAUGAGCCCACAUGUUUCUGAGGAUAAGCUGAUAAUUUUGUCUUUUUCAGAGGUAAUGACCGUGCAGUUAUCACCAUUUUACGCAGAGAAACAGGUGAGAGUAUGAUCGCUCCGGCCUGACAGGCCCCGUGGGAGGUCACUGCUGAAUAUGCAAGACUUAGCAGGGCCUGAUAUGCCCAGGAAAUAUCCAAUCUUUGAUGGCUUUGCCCUUGUAUGGGGCUUGCUCCUUGGAUUAGUCAUCCCAAGUGCACCGGUGCUGGCUUGCCCUACAAGUUGUCACUGUAUAGAGAAAGGUGGCAUGAUGGUUGUCCAGUGUGUGUCUCGCAACUUGGAGAAGAUCCCAACAGAUCUUCCUAGUGACACUGUUGUCCUGCAUUUGGCAUCCAACCACAUCACACACAUCCCCAACCACGCCUUCAGAGAACUGCGCUACCUUCAGGAGGUGGACCUGUCUAACAAUGGAAUUGAAACCUUGGACGUUGGAGCAUUUCAAGGCGUUUCUGACAGCCUCCUCGUGCUGGACCUGUCAAACAAUCGCAUCCAGAGUGUCCCGAAAGAGGCAUUUGCCCGUCUCCGAGCGAAAAUCAGCCUCUCAAACAACCCGUGGCACUGUGAGUGUACGCUGCAGGAGGUGCUGAGGGAGCUGCGGCUUGACCCCGAGACAGUGAACGAGGUGAUCUGCCACACAGCGGUACAAGAGGAGUAUGCGGGUAAGCCGGUGAUCCAGGUGCUGGACUCAGGUAUCAACUUCUGCAACUUUCACCACAAGACAACCGACGUGGCCAUGUUCGUCACCAUGUUCGGAUGGUUCACCAUGGUGAUCGCGUAUGUCAUUUACUAUGUGAGACACAAUCAAGAGGAUGCUAGACGGCACCUGGAGUACCUCAAGUCACUGCCCAGCAGCUCUCAGAUCAGCAAGGACUUCGACACCAUCAGCACUGUUCUUUAGCAGGAGGCGCGGCGAGUGUGUGUCUGUAAAUAUGUGAGUAGAUAUGUGAGUAAAUGUGUGAUGUCAUGUACAAAAAUGACUGAACAGCUGUUGCAAACAGAAAAUCACAAACGUUUUUUUAGAAGAUUAUUUUAAGGGUCUCACU
Molecule: messenger RNA, 1539 nt
Organism: Paralichthys olivaceus (Japanese flounder)
Lineage: Eukaryota; Metazoa; Chordata; Actinopteri; Pleuronectiformes; Paralichthyidae
Gene: lrrc3
Product: leucine rich repeat containing 3
Cellular component (GO): extracellular matrix
Molecular function (GO): protein binding
Source: RefSeq, a predicted model, not a curated record